AUGGCAAACCUCAGACAGGAACUCCUUGGAAGUGAAUUGACGUGGUAUACGGCAUUUUCUGAGCUGUUGCCUCUGCUGGCAGUGGGCACAAUCCCUUUGUUGAAGGUUGAGAGGAUUUGCCAAGAAAUUAACACCGGCAGCCUUACAAUAGAGAACUCCAUCACAUUGUCCAGUCCGGUUGCUAGCUUCUCCUUUAGUGCUUCUGCUUCUUUUGAAGUUCGAAGUCCCUCAAGAAUACAGGUUCAAUUUAAGGAAGGGACCCUGAAGCCUCCAGAGAUCAAGUCAAGUGUUGAUCUUCCAGAGAGCAUUGAUCUUUUUGGGCAGAAGAUCAAUUUGUCACCCGCACGGCAGGUAGUCAAUCCUCUGCAAGAUGCUGUGGCAGGUAUAGCAAGAUCUAUUUCUGGCCAAUCUCCUCUUAAGAUUCCUAUUCCAGGCGAGCGGGCAGCAUCUUGGCUUCUUGUCACGUAUCUUGACAAGGAUCUUCGUAUUUCGAGAGGGGAUGGUGGCCUUUUUGUGCUUGCUAAAGAAGGAAGUCCUCUUCUAGAUCAGUAG
Molecule: messenger RNA, 552 nt
Organism: Ilex paraguariensis (yerba mate)
Lineage: Eukaryota; Viridiplantae; Streptophyta; Magnoliopsida; Aquifoliales; Aquifoliaceae
Source: the annotation of a GenBank genome assembly